AUGGGAUAUAAUAUCGUUCUUGUGAUGCGCGACAUUCUCAUAGAGAAUUCUAGUCGGGUCUCUGCAGUAACGAUGAGGCGCUGUUUUCCUUCGGACGUCGACCUGCUUCUAAAGCACGUCAAUCGCAACAUCUUUGAACGAGUGGUGGUCUACUAUGACCAGGAAGACAUCUUGCACAUGACCCCAGCAGCUCCGCUUGCAUUGUUUUUUGGGAGCGAAAACCAUGCGAUACGAGUCAUAAACAUCGUAAAUUCUUUCCCCUUGGUCACGAUCAACGAACUCCAUUCGUUAUUCAUGAAUUGCCCAAACCUCGUCGAGUUCAAACUCCACCAUACAUCAAUUCUGAAGCUAUACUCACUCGAUGAGCAGGAGCCGGCGGACAUUAUUGAGCUGCCUCAUCUGAAGCGACUCGAGCUUCACACUGUACGUUCUCUUGCCGAUAAGCUUCACGCGCUUUUUGCCCUCCUCAAAUUAUCACCGUCGGCGGAGAUCCAUAUUGUCGGCAAGGACAUCACACCCAUGUGGGCUGAAAAGCUUCUCGACACUCUGUGUGCAAGAUGUGGGGAAUGCACAGAGCUAAGACUCGAGUGGGUCAAUGACCGACUCGCCGUUUAUCGCGCCGCCUUAGCCGGCACUCCUGACUGCAUCUUCUCUAUCUCCAUGGAGCGGCGCUUAGACGAGAUCAUGUCGUGGCGAUUUCAACAGCAUAUCAAGUCAAUGCUGGGGAACGUAAAGGUGUUCGUCACCGACGACGAUGACGAAGAAGAGUGGGAAAGCUGGGCCUGGCUCUUCGAUUCCAUGCUCAAUACCGAGAUACUCGAGCUCGCCAAGUCGCCGAAAAAGCGCGCAUAUUCUAUCGGGAAGCCUUUUCCCAGCUUCGAGGCGCUUUUUGAGGCGCUUAAAGCCCGUAGACUUUACACUUUCGGAGCUCGCACAUUCUUCAAACUGCGUCUUCCAAAGCUCACGACCGUCGAGCUGAAGGAAGGCAUUGGACCGGGUCAAGUCUCUGUCUUCAACAGCCUUCUUGCCUGCUACAAGACGCGCAGCAACUCGGGCCGUCCGUUGCGGCUGAUGGUUGCUCCUGAACCAUAUUGGUUGGGAUCGCGCGCCCUUCUAGAGCUUCUGACUGUGACAAACGGCAUCGCCACACGAUUUCAGCCAGUAUUGGGCUCGCCUUUAUAUGACCGCGUGUAUACCGAGUCAGAUGGAUGGGUGUACAAGCCAUGUGUAAAACACAUAAAAAACUGUGAAGUGGAAAUUCCAAUCGUCGAGCACGGCAUGGUACUGUAA
Peniophora sp. CBMAI 1063 is the source of this 1290-nucleotide messenger RNA. NCBI's taxonomy places the organism in Eukaryota, Fungi, Basidiomycota, Agaricomycetes, Russulales, Peniophoraceae. The record is from the annotation of a GenBank genome assembly.